Molecule: messenger RNA, 1264 nt
Organism: Olea europaea var. sylvestris
Lineage: Eukaryota; Viridiplantae; Streptophyta; Magnoliopsida; Lamiales; Oleaceae
Product: agamous-like MADS-box protein AGL104
Exons: 5
Coding region: 202-687 (161 amino acids)
Biological process (GO): regulation of transcription by RNA polymerase II
Molecular function (GO): DNA-binding transcription factor activity, RNA polymerase II-specific; RNA polymerase II cis-regulatory region sequence-specific DNA binding; protein dimerization activity
Source: RefSeq, a predicted model, not a curated record
UCUUUAAUUAUAGAUGUUGACCUUACUCUGCUCUCCGCUUGAACAAUACAAGAAGUUCAAAGAAGAUCCCCAAAUAAAUACCGUUCUUUUCCGAUCUCUAUUCUAUACCGAGGGUUUGCCAUCUUUCAUCUCCCCAUCUCACCGACGUCGUCCACCACUCCACCUCUCUUCUUCUCAGCAUCUCGACUUCAGAAGCUUGCAAUGAAGAGGAUUGAAAACUCAAAAUUCCGUCAAAUAGCAUAUGCAAAGCGCAAGGAUGGAAUUGUUAAGAAGACCAACGAAUUGUCAAUUUUGUGUGACACAGAUGUUGCCCUUAUAAUGUUUUCACCUACUGGCUGUUUAACUACUUUUCCUAGCAAUGGAAGGGUUGAGGAUACCUUUCUCCGUUUUGUUGAUCGUCCUGACGAACAAAGAGGAGGACCUAUUCGGAAUGAAGAGUAUUUGUCUCGUAGGCUCAAGCAGUUGAAGGUCGAAAGAGAAACUCUGGAAAGAGUUGUAAAGUAUUUCUAUCCCUCUUCUAUUUCUCCCUCCCUGUGCAUGUCUGUUUUGGUACAUACUAGUAUGAUUGUAGUUGGCUCUUUUCUUGCGAGUGUCUGUUCAUGUGUAGAUACAUCUGUUCUCAAAUUUGUAAUUGUAGCACUAACUUUUUCCCCCGACAUUUUUCUAAUGAGACCUUUUUUUGUAUAAUAUGAACGAUUCACUUCGUGAUGAUUGAUCGACUUCAGUAUUGAGGUAACUUUCUUACCUUUCACUUUUAAACGACUUCUCUGCCAAUCAAAAAUGAUCUGGACUCAACCUUAAAUCUGGAAGUUUGGAAAUUGACGACUUAAAAACAUAUGAAGAAUGUACGGAAGAACCUGUAGUUAGUACAAAAUUUAUUCUUAACAAUUGAAUCAAAUUUGUUGAAGUUGAAUAUCAAACAUUGUUCAGAAUGAGUAAAUCUAGGUUGUCGCAUUGUUAUUUAUUCAGUUAAAGUAAUUCUAUUAGAUUAUAUACAUUGUUCAGAAUGAGUAAAGCUAUUGGAAUGGAAAAUUUUAUUUAUUCAACUAAAUUAAUUUCAUAACACACCACGGUCAUGCCAUCGAGUGGAUGCUGCGUGCCUAAAAUGUUCACAAAACCUUGCUUUCUCGUGCUUUAUCCAAUACUACCUUGAAUCGUCUUAUCUAAAAGCCUAACAUAUUAAAGAGACAAAGAGAUGACACAUUUAUUUAUUUAAAUAUUGUCUUUAAGAAAUCCAUUAGAGAGCUUUAGAUUGAUGAUUCAU